This is a messenger RNA of Colletotrichum costaricense, 939 nucleotides long. Its product is annotated as nicotinate nucleotide adenylyltransferase. NCBI's taxonomy places the organism in Eukaryota, Fungi, Ascomycota, Sordariomycetes, Glomerellales, Glomerellaceae. Gene Ontology annotation, molecular function: nicotinamide-nucleotide adenylyltransferase activity; nicotinate-nucleotide adenylyltransferase activity. The transcript has 2 exons. The record is from RefSeq and is a predicted model, not a curated record. Gene Ontology annotation, biological process: NAD+ biosynthetic process. Bases 1 to 939 code for a protein of 312 amino acids.
AUGAGAGCUGGUUUCCGGCUUUUCUCGCCCCCAGCCUACUACCACCGUCCGCCGACCUCUCCUCUCCGGCGUCUCAGCACGCCGCGCAGCAACAACCCCUUCGCCGCGUCCAUCACCGCCGCCGCCCGCCCGCGAACCCUCACAAUGGUCGCCACCCCGGAGGAAAUCGAGGCCAUGGCGCCCCCCGGCUACUCCUUCCCGGAGCACCGCCUCCGCCUCCAGCAAUCCGAACCCGACCGCGAGCCCCUCGUCCUCGUCGCUCCCGGCUCCUACAGCCCCAUCACCUUCCUUCACCUGCGCAUGGCCGUCAUGGCCGCAGACUACGUCCGCUACAACACAAACUUUGAGCUCAUCGGCUCCUACCUCUCCCCCGUCUCCGACGCCUACAAGAAGCGCGGCCUCGCACCCGCCUGCCACCGCCGCCGCAUGUGCGAGAUCGCCGCCGAGCAGACCUCACGCUUCCUCAUGGUCGAUCCCUGGGAGGCCGAGCAAACGGCCUACGUGCCCACCGCCCUCGUCCUCGACCACUUUGAGCACGAGAUCAACGUCAAGCGCGGCGGCUGCAACGGUAAGCGCGUGCGUAUUGCCGUGCUUGCUGGCGCCGACCUGAUUAACACGAUGAGUCAGCCUGGCGUCUGGUCACCUUCUGAUUUGAGACAUAUCCUGGGUGACUUUGGUGCUUUCGUGCUCGAGAGGGCUGGUGUAAAUAUUGACGAGGCACUCGGUAAUCUUAAGGAGUACGAGGACCAGAUCUACUACAUUCCGCAAGUCGUUCCCAACGAUGUUUCGAGUACCAAGAUUCGAUUGUUGCUGAGGAGGAAUAUGAGCAUUGACUACCUCAUCCCUGCCGAAGUCAUCAAGUACAUUGACGAGCACGGCCUCUACAACGAAGACGACACAGCAACAAACGAGAAGGGAAAGGAGAAAGAGGUACAAUAA